This is a messenger RNA of Prinia subflava (tawny-flanked prinia), 2762 nucleotides long. Its product is annotated as glyoxylate/hydroxypyruvate reductase B-like. Gene Ontology annotation, molecular function: oxidoreductase activity, acting on the CH-OH group of donors, NAD or NADP as acceptor; NAD binding. NCBI's taxonomy places the organism in Eukaryota, Metazoa, Chordata, Aves, Passeriformes, Cisticolidae. The coding region runs from base 478 to 1662 and encodes 394 amino acids. The transcript is spliced from 8 exons. The record is from RefSeq and is a predicted model, not a curated record.
CGCCCGGGAAACGCGGGUGCGGCACAACGGGAGGAGACCCCGCCCGGGAAACGCGGGUGCGGCACAACGGGAGUGACCCCGCCGCCGAACGCGCGGGCACGUGGUGCCGCUGUCCAGGGACACCCGCGUCCGCCCGCGCAGGACACCCGGCGGCGGGAGACGGAGCAGGAGAGGGCGGAGGAAAGGAGCAGCGGGCUGGUCUGACUGCAGACACGCGCAGAGGCCGCGGGGGCCGUGAUCCCCGUGCUGGAGCUUCCCUGGAAGCCGCCAGUGCCGGAGGCGGCGGUGCCCGGGCGGGGCAGGGUUAAGCGAGCGGGGCUGGCUAGGAGCGGGCGUGCCCGGCCCGAGCAGGAGCCGUGAGUUCCCGGCUCUUCCAGGUGCCGCGGGAUCGAGCUGUGAAAGGCACGUCGUCAGAAAGAAACCAGCCCUGGUGUCACAUUUAGUACACUGGACAAGACAUCUGAUACCUGAAUAAUUAUGUUCAGGAGCAAAGCAUUGAGUGUGUUGAAACUGAUUCCCUUGAUGUCUGGCCAGUCAAAUUUGGCUUACAAAUUUAUUCAUCCAAUUGCUUCUCCUGGACAUCACUGUCACAGAAGUGUGAUUUACAAACAGAGGUACAGGAUGUGCCCUCAUAGUGCUGGAAGACAAACAAUAAGUGCUGGGACCAAGGUCAUGGCAGAAGAAGAGUUGCCGGGUGUUUUGAUUGUGGAUAUAGGAGGAACUCAUGGUGUCCUAGAAGACCUUGCAGCACUUUUGAAGAAACACUUUCACCUUAUCACCAUGAAGGAAUUUCUUGGAAACAAAGAAGAAAUGAGCAAAAAAAUCCAAUCUAUUUUUGUGUUUGAGUGCAGGCCAACUAUUGACCAGGAGCUUCUAGAAAGCCUGCCUAAUUUAAAGGUAAUUGGAAACUCUGGGGUUGGAGUGGAUCACUUAGACUUGAAAAUGAUCUCAAGCUUUGGUGUAAAAGUGACCAACACUCCGCACGCCGUGGCAGACCCAACAGCAGACAUAGGAAUGGCCUUGAUGCUGGCCUCAGCCAGAAGAGUAGUAGAAGCAGGCUGCCAGAUUGCCGUGUCUCCAGACACAAAGCAUUUUGCUGUUGACUGGCUGGGAGUAGAAGUAACCAGAGCGACACUUGGGAUCGUUGGGAUGGGCAGCAUUGGAUACAAAGUGGCUCAGAGAGCCAGAGCCUUCAACAUGAGGAUCCUGUACCAUAACAGAAACCGCAGAAGAAAGGAGGAGGAAGAGGCUGUUGGUGCCCACUACUGUGCAAAGAUGGAAGACUUGUUGCAGCAAUCUGACUUUGUUAUGUUGGUUGUGAACCUGACUCCUGAGACUCACAAACGGAUUGGAAAAAAGGAGCUGGGGCUGAUGAAACCUACAGCCACUCUUAUAAACAUCAGCCGAGGUGCAGUUAUUGAUCAAGAUGCAUUGGUAGAAGCUCUCCAGAAUAAGGUUAUUAGGGCUGCAGCUCUGGACGUGACAUACCCUGAGCCUCUGCCAAGAGAUCAUCCUCUAUUAAACCUGAAUAACGUCAUCAUAACCCCACACAUUGGAACGGCAACAGUCCAAGCCAUCCGUAUGAUGGCAGAAGAAGCAAUAGCAAACAUGCUGGCUGUUCUCAAUGACCAGCCCAUUCCAAGUGAAGUGUUUCCCAAAUGAUAAGUGCCAGAUGAUGCCACUUAAUCUCCUGUGUAUGGGAAGGCACUAUUUCUUACCACUUCCAAGUUAAAAAAAAAAAAAGCAACCUGUUUCUGCACUGCUCAUCACGAUGCUGCAAAACUGUUAGACUUGAUCUGUUCUGUUGCUUACAAUUCCAAAAAAUAAAGUGAAACUAAUAAAGGAGAUUUGUUUGAAGAUUUUAACUGAGCGUUAUGCAUUAUGCAUUUUGAUAUCUUCAGUCUGUUUCAGUGAAUAACAGUGUUCUGUUCCCAGUUCUUGCUGCUACAUAGUGAUAAGCACAUGCACCAGGCAGUUUGUGUAACACUCUCAGAUCUGUUGAAGAGGAAUGAGUAUUGAUUCCCUGCAGAAAUUUGACUGUAUCCUAAAAAACUUUUCAGCCAAUAUUCCAGUAUUCUAUUUUGAUUUGAAAACACUGAAGAAAUGUUCUUUAAAGUGAUCACAGGCCUAAGGUUUUCUGAUUUAAGAAGAGCCCUACUUCCUUUACAUGUUAAAGCAAAGCCAAUUGUUGAAAAAGUGUCUUUAUUUUUCAUGAGAUGAUCCUUUGAAAACCAAAGUAAAUUCCAAGAGAUUUAGUUCAGCCAUGCAGACAAAAAUUACGCUUUUAUCUUGACUGGCUGUGAAAGAAAGGUAGAAUUACCAUUAAGAUCACAAGGGUGAGGGCAUAACCUAAAGCAGAUUAAUGAUCAGUCCUAACUUGCAGACCAGGGCCAAGCUUUUCCUUACAUUCUCUUUCCUAUUAGCAAUCAAAAAAUUGAGAAAAUUCAAUAAAGUGGUUGUUACCUCCAUAAAGUCAGGAAGACUCUAUUAUUUUGCAACAUGGUCAGGCUCCAUGAAGGGAUAGUAAAAUGAAGUCCUAACACAGGAAGUGUAGACAGACCAAGACCUAGAUACUCCGUUGGAAACAGUGAAAUAGUACUUACAAGGCAACAGAGUUGCCACAGAAUUGCUAUUCCAAGAUCAUCAGCCUCUGAACACUGUCCCCACAGCUCUUCUCAAAAUUGCUAUAGAAAAUCAAAGGUAGCUAUAAAUACUCUGUCAAAAAAAAAAAAAAAAAAAAAAAAAAAAAAAAAAAAAAAGAA